Molecule: messenger RNA, 1819 nt
Organism: Danio rerio (zebrafish)
Lineage: Eukaryota; Metazoa; Chordata; Actinopteri; Cypriniformes; Danionidae
Gene: tal2
Product: T-cell acute lymphocytic leukemia 2
Biological process (GO): regulation of transcription by RNA polymerase II
Cellular component (GO): nucleus
Molecular function (GO): protein dimerization activity; DNA-binding transcription factor activity, RNA polymerase II-specific
Source: RefSeq, marked validated
CCACCCCUCCCUCAUCCUCUCUCCCUUCACCCUGUUUACCAUCACAGGAGUUUCUUCAAGGCUUCAGUGAGCGUCGGACUGCAGAGAUACAGAAAGAGAGAGAGAACGGAUGUUAGCUCAUUACUUCUGCUGUUAUCCGACAGCGUUUAAUCCUUUCUAAACACUGUUCUCGCUGCUGCUCUUCACCUGCCGACUGGACUCUUUUGCUUUUUCAUGCUCGGCAAUUUGUGCCUGAUGCACCAACAUUCAUAAAGCUCCAAGACUUCAGAUAUUGAAAUACUGCAGUAACAUGACCAGGAAGGUGUUCACUAACACACGUGAGCGCUGGCGCCAACAUAAUGUUAACACAGCCUUCGCGGAGCUGCGGAAACUUAUUCCCACGCAUCCGCCGGAGAAAAAGCUCAGCAAGAAUGAGAUCCUGCGACUGGCCAUGCGCUAUAUCAAUUUCCUAGUGACUCUGCUGGAGAGUCAAGGGGGCGAACCCUCCGCUCAUUCUCAAGCCGCUCUCCUGACACUGCUCACAGGGAACAUGCAGAACCUGCGCACCGACCGCACCUGGACCAGCGACACCGACCCGCCCUCACCCGGCUCCAGCUGCGACAGCUCAGAAGCCUGGUAGAACUGAACCAAUGUGCGCUUCUGAAGAAGGGAGAAUUCCAUUAGAGUGAGAUUGGAACAAUUUUUAAAGUUACGUCACCAUGGAGAUGGAUUCCGGAAUGUUUAAGUUCUCUACAUGACAUCAUAAUUGCUCAUCUCUUCCAUUCUAUUAUGGAACGAACGGAAAUUCUGAGUCGGUGCUUUUAAAUUGCUGUCGUGUGUUACGGAGCGGGAAUUCCUAUUCCUAACAUCAGUGUGCGUCCUCAAGGAUGCACUUCGGAAGCAUCUCUUCUUUUUAAGUAUCAAGGCAAGACACUGCAGGUGAAUAGGGUAAAAAUAUUGGACUAUAUCGUCAUACUUCCCCAAUUGAUUGACUGCAUUAAAGGGAUAGUUCACCCAAAAAUGAAAACUCACAAUUAUUUUUCUUCCUCUUAUGGAUGUCAAUGGGACUAUCAAAUAGGGCUGUGCGAAUUAACGAUAUCAAAUCAAAUCUCAGUCAAAUUUGUGUCAAAAACAAUAAUAAACUCCGGACUUUUUUACUCUAUAUUGAUCUAAAAGCCAAUCACACAGCAGAAAUGUGCAACAAUUAAAUCUAAAAGUGUGUUGAUAUUUGAGAUUUUUAUUAGAGAUGUUUGAAAAUGUAUCAUCCGGAAAUAUGUUAUGCCAUUUAAUGGACCCUCUGAUUUUUGUGGCUUCGGUCAUUGUUGGGGUACUCUUUUAAAUCUGGAAGCAUUAACAACUGAUAUAUUAAUAUUGGAAUAAAAAUCAUUAUCGUUCAAUGUGGAAAGUAAUUUUCAAGAUUGCAUUUUUGCCACAUCGCCCAGAACUAUUAGCAAUUCUUUAAAAUAUCUUGCAUAUAUAGUGUCCAAUAGAAGCAAGAAACCCAUGAAGGGAGAGUAAAUGAUGAGGUAAUUUUCAUUUUUGGGUGAACUAUCCCUUUAAGAAUUACAAAUUUAUUCUGUACGACAAGAGGAGUGGUUACUUAAUUAAAUAUGCACUCAUUUGCUUACAAUUCCAGCACAAAAAAACUAUAUUCUUGUGUAAAUAUGCAAAUUAUGCAUGGGCAGUUUUCUUUCCAAGAACCUUCAGAUUAAUGACAUGAAUUUAACUGCAUGUAAGUGCUGCUGAAGUGCACAUUCACAGCUCAGCGCAUGCAAAGCAAAACAAAAAAUGCCUUAAUUUAUGUAUUAUAGUUGAAAACUACAGACACAAAUUGAAAAAA